AUGGAGCUUGGAAUUUCAGAAAAAGUUCUGCACUAUGAGAGUUUUGUGAAUGAUGUACUGAAGGAGGAUCUGAAGAAGGUACACACACGAUAUGAAGAACUGAAUAGUGAAAUUGCUGAAUAUAUACAGCUAAAAAAUUUUAUCCAAAGCAUUUCAGAUGUUGGUGUAUCAGGUGGAGUUAAAACAAAGAUGGAUCUAGGUUGCAGCUUUUAUGUGCAGGCAAAUAUUUCCGACACUUCAACCAUUUUAGUUGCUGUUGGUUUAGGUCACUAUAUUGAAUUCACCAUGGAAGAAGCACUUACGUUUGUUGAAAAGAGGGUGAAUUUGUUAACUCUACAAACUGAAAAACUUAAAAAGGACAGUGCUAAAACCAAAGCAAUGAUAAAACUUGUACUUGGUGGGCUGCAGCAACUACAGUCUACAAAAUCAAACAAAUCAAGAUAG
Cryptotermes secundus is the source of this 444-nucleotide messenger RNA. RefSeq names its product protein UXT homolog (gene Uxt). Gene Ontology annotation, molecular function: transcription corepressor activity. The transcript has a single exon. The coding region runs from base 1 to 444 and encodes 147 amino acids. NCBI's taxonomy places the organism in Eukaryota, Metazoa, Arthropoda, Insecta, Blattodea, Kalotermitidae. Gene Ontology annotation, biological process: negative regulation of transcription by RNA polymerase II. The record is from RefSeq and is a predicted model, not a curated record.